GGUUGCAGACGCACGCAUUAACAACAGCGUCACGCCGAGUGAAUUGCGGUUUUGAGGAAGGCACGUAGACGAAAAAUAAGGAUAUUGGAAUGUCUCCGUGAGUUUUUUUUGUUUUGUUUUGUUUUUUUUUUUUUUUUUGCGUUGACUUGUCGAGAAAACAGCCUUACUUGUGUGUGCUCCGCGCGCCAUGGGCGGUCCAGACUGAGCAUCCCUCCAGCCAGACGACAUCGAGCUUUUCCCCUGCACGGAAGAGGAAUCCGAGAGCUGCUUUAUGUUGGGCGGAAAUCGAAAAAUAUGACGAUAGUUGAGAAGCUCUGUGACGGGUUUUGUGGUGAAUCUUCAGGUGCAUGAAGAGAUUGCCAUGGUCCACUUGGAUGGGACUGCGCCUGCUGCAGUGGGGAAUGAUUUUGGGCUCCAACUUGGACACGGCGGUUAUUUUGGCAGCAAACGCAUGGACGGGGAAUCUUGAAUUUCUUAUUGCAUGAAAAUUCAUCGAGUCAUCCUAAAGUGGAGGUAAUUGUGCGGUGGUGUUUGGGCAUAUUUGCACAUUUGAAGCGGACUGCACAGCAGCUCCAGGAGAGAGAACGGGGCCAGGUGCGCUCAGAUCCGGCUUGUGAAUUAGGACGGUACCUGUUAGUGGACAUGCGGAUCACAAUCGAUUAACUGGACUUGACAUAUACGCGGAUAUGGGCUCUGCUCUGCAACGUCGUUGGAUAGUACUCCAACUGCUGAUGCAGGUGUGGCUAGCAAUAAGCCCAGCUCAAACAGAGCGUCCAUGCCCAAAAAGUUGCCGCUGCGAUGGAAAAAUUGUGUACUGUGAGUCAAGUGCAUUUCGUGAUGUCCCCAAGAACCUCUCAGGAGGUUGUGAAGGUCUGUCGUUAAGGUACAACAGCCUCAUGAACCUUCGAGCCGGCCAGUUUGUUGGGCUGAACCACCUCAUUUGGCUUUAUUUAGACCACAAUUACAUCACAUCUGUCGAUGGGAUGGCAUUCCAGGGAGUUCGCAGGCUAAAAGAACUGAUCUUGAGCUCCAACAAGAUUACAUUACUCCACAACACCACAUUCCAUCCUGUGCCCAAUUUGCGUAACCUUGAUCUAUCAUACAACAAACUGGAAGUGUUGCAGCCAGGGCAGUUUCAAGGACUUCGGAAGCUUCUUAGUCUUCACAUACGAUCAAAUUCACUCAAGAUCCUUCCAUUGCGUCUCUUCCAAGAUUGCAGAAAUCUUGAGUUUCUUGAUCUAGGUUACAACCGCCUGCGAAGUAUCACUCGGAAUGCACUUUCAGGCUUAGUCAAGCUCACAGAGUUACACCUGGAACAUAACCAAUUCUCAAAGAUAAAUUUUUCUCAUUUUCCCCGUCUCUACAAUUUGCGGGCACUUUACCUACAGUGGAAUCGCAUUCGCUCCAUGAGCCAGGGCCUAACCUGGAUUUGGGCUUCAAUCCAAAAACUUGAUUUGUCUGGGAACGAUCUAUCAGAACUAGAUGCUGCCAUUUACCAAUACUUGCCCAACCUGCAAACCCUCAAUCUGGACUCCAACAAGUUGACCAAUGUGUCCCAAGAGGCGGUUGAUGCCUGGGUUUCUGUCACCACAAUUAGUUUGGCUGGAAAUGUUUGGGACUGUGGCCCAGCCAUUUGUCCUCUUGUCUCUUGGUUGAGAAAAUUUCGGGGCGCAAAGGAAACAACCAUGAUAUGUGCCUCUCCAAAAAAAGCCCAAGGUGAGAAAGUGAUGGAUGCUGUUGAAGCUUUUGGUGUUUGCCAAUCCAACCAAGUGACAAUGCUAACCGUAAGCGUUCCUCCUACUCAAUUCAAUGUCUCUGAGCAGCCUGAACAACACCCAGCAAUUUUGGCUUCACCCACUCGUUCUGGAAAGAGAGCAGAAGGCUCGAUCAGGGGCCCAACUUCAUCAGCUGUUACCCAGCCAGUGGCACUUCCCCCAGAUCAAGACUUGGAGCCCGUGUCCUUCCAUAAGAUUGUUGCAGGAAGUGUUGCCCUUUUUCUCUCUGUUGCAAUGAUCCUUUUGGUGAUCUACGUGUCGUGGAAACGCUAUCCUAGCAGUGUCAAGCAACUGCAGGAGAAUACAUCGACGGCACGCAAGCGGCGCAAGAAAUCAAAAGAGACAGAACGCACCUUGAGUUCUCCCCUGCAGGAGUACUAUGUGGACUAUAAACCCAACAACUCAGAGGCCAUGGAUGUGCUUGUCAAUGGAACCGGAACCUGCACUUACACCAUCUCAGGCUCCCGAGAAUGCGAGGUUCCCCAUCAGAUGGGUGCACUGACCUUCUAUCGAUACGAGCAGCCGAUUGUAGACUACUGCCAAGCCCAUCAACCCCUGCGGCUAAACAUGGGCUAUGAAGGCCCCCCUCAGGGUCUUGAGGGCCUGGAAGACCUGGGGCCCUGCGAGAGGGGGACUAUUCAGACAGUGGCUCUCCCAGCUGUGCCCACCGCUGCCACCAUAGGGCCCUCAGUGCCAGGGCCUCGUUCUCCCCCAGCAGCACUCAGGCCAACGACUGAUGCUCCCAGCGGCAGUCUGCCCACUGAGCGCACAGGCACCCUUAAAUUUGGACGCUAGCGAGAUGAACAUGGGCCUCUGAUGAAUUGUGACUUGAAAAUGAUGGGGCAGCUCAGCUGGUGGUUGACCUCGCGUUUGGGACAUGUAUGAAGAAAUUACAGGAGAUGUUUUGGUUUUAAUACACACAAUCUGAGCAAAUGCAGAAAACAGAGUCAAGGACAACACAUUAUUUGAUGGAUUAUUUUCCAGAACAGUGAACUGAAGAUGGUCAGGUAGAGGUCAAACAGAAUACAUUUUUUUUUUUUUAUUUAUCAUUUUUGCCAUUUCAAUAUAAUGAGCUAUGGUUUCGAUAAAUUAUGGAGGUGCAUGUGCUCUGACUUUGGAUGACAGACAGAAAGGAUCUCACACACAAAAGGAGUUAGAUUUCAUGUGACAAGCAGGGUGUUUAACUGUGAUUCCCAUUAUAAUUUACAUUCAGCAAUUUUCCACAGAUGCAAAUUUCUAUAAUUAUUUCAUGAAGAUGAGUGCGCUCUCUCUCUCUCUCUCUCUCUCUCUCUCUCUCUCUCUCUCUCUCUCUCUCUCUCUCUCUCUCUCUCUCUCUCUCUCACGAUGGAUAAUUACACUGAGUUCGUCUUUGCCUUGUUUGACUUUUAUUUUGGAUGUGAGAUAUAAUUAAUUACAUUGAUAUACAUAUCAAACCAAAGAGGUCUUUUUUUUCUUUUCAUUUAAAUGCAUGUACGCUGAGGGCCUUCUUAAAAUUCACUCAACAAACAUCUUUGAUAACUUGCAUUAUUAGAUACAGAACUAACUGUCUUUGACGUUUAGUUUGUAACAAAUUGAGAUAAUGAAAUGAGAUAAUUAUGAAUUGGUGUUCAUCAUACAAUGUAUGUGCUGUCUGGUCCUAAUACCAGUCCACUGUAAAACCCACAGACACAUUUGCAUACACGCUUUUUGGGCAUGUUCCAUAUUUUAACAUACAAUGUCCUGUUAAAAAAAUGGCAGAAAUUUGUAGUUGAGUAUAGCCCAACAGCAGUUUGCUAAACCUAUGUGCAAACGUGAUUUCCAAGUAUUGUACAUAUCAUUGAAGAGGUCCACCGACCCCUCUCACUGCCCCAUUUGGAAUCAUGUCAGACUUUGACCACAUGAGGAGAGCAUCAUCUCUGACCAUGUUACUUCCUGCAUCUCCCCCCCCCACCACCACCACAGUGCAAACCAGUGCCUCGUGGGGGUGUGCUGAAUCAUCACCUUGACAUGGUCUCAACCUGUGGAUGAAUCUACAAUGCGGAAUUGGGAGGAAUGCCUGACUUCCCCCUAUUGUCCAAUACGUGACAUCAUGGCUCUCUGUAAACUUUUGGCGAACGUGGCAAGCAUUGCUGAUGACUUUUGGCCCAAGAAAAGACUCAGAGCAAGCGAUGCACAUGGAUCUUUUUAUUUCCACAUGUAAGUGAUGAUACACCUGGAGAUAUUGGAACUGUUCUUGGUUCUAUCACCUGAUUAAACUGAACAAACUGUGAGACCACCAUUCCCGCACAGAACGGUCUUUGCGAUAAGAAACUGGGUUAGUAUUUAUCUUUUAUUUUUGUUUGUUGUCAUGAACAAAAGAGACACUUUUUGAGGUGUGCAAUGAUGAUGUCAAGACAUUCUAGAAACGUAUCAAAGGUCAAAAUCAAAUAGAACUUAUUUAUCAUGUAAAUAGAAAAUCUUCAUAAGAUACCAAGAAAAUGACUUUCUCUGAAACAUCUUGUGAACAGAAGAGGAGCCUUAUUCAUUUUCCAAUGUGGGAUCUGUGUUAUAAAGUUGAAACUGUACUGCUCCUGUUUCAAUGAUAAAUAUUUUUCUAUUUGCUACCAUAACUAUCAUACCAUGUCGCUGGAAACACUAGGCGGUUUCCGUCAUCCAGUCAUUUCACAAAACUACGUGAUUGGAAAAAAGUUCGAUAGCUCCAUUGUCAUGAUGUAUCCAUAUUUCCAUGUUUCAGGUCAAUAGCCAUAUGAAUUUCCGUGAAUUUUAGCAUACAAUUGUUUGGAAUUACUGUAUACCAGUAAUUCUUUCUUUAUUAUGUUGUUACUUUGUGUUUGAACAAAUGCAAUCCCUAGAACUGCAAAUAUUCACAUGGUCUUCAUAAUUUCACCCAAAAAAGAAAAAAUAAAGGGUUCAGCCUCCCUUGAUGUACAGUACACUGCAUAAAAAAGAAAUGCAGGUGGUUCGCUUAGUACAGUUGCUUCAUAGUGCUGGUGGAGUUCCCUUUGUAAAAGCAGCUGUACGAAUAUUUUAUGAGCGCUCUCCAUUCUGUUCAUACAGUGUAUGUCUGCCCUCCUCUAUCGGAGUCCUGCUCAAUCCCGAUUUAUGUCUGCCUCUUGUUGACCUGGAGAUACCUGACUCAUGAUUUGUCCCUGCAUGCUAAUACUGUACCUUGGGCUGUAUCUUAUUGUUGGAAAUGGACAGCAUAGGAGAUACCUAUCUGAGAAGAACAUGAUAGGGGCUGGACUGUUUUUGAGAAACCCAUUCCAAUCCUAAAUGGAGUACUACCUGUUUGGCUCAUUAAGCUUAUUUAGUCUUGAUACUUUUGGCGGUAUUGCCUUCUGUGGUUCAGCGUAAGAACUACAUUACGAUAUCGCAACAUAUUACCCUGCAUCAAUAGCAGCAGCCAUGCUUUAGCACUUUGCGCUGAGUAGAACAAAAGCAUGGUAACAAAAAAAUGGGGUGAAACUAAUGAUGCCCUGUCCACAACAACAGGGUUUUCACCAUGCUUUGGCCUUUCAUGCGCACUGCUGUUUUAUGUUUGGAAAAAAAAAUGCUAUUGCUUUUUGGGGAGAUAUUUUCAAAACAGUAUUUUGCAUUUGUGUUCAGAUGAGGAUAUAUUCUUUAUACAAUCGAACAUGUCUUAUUCAACCCUCGCAGCAACAUUUCCUUUUUUAGGGUAAUGAUUGGGUAAAUGGUGCUCAAGAGUUGGCAAAUGUGUUUCCAAGUAGGGUUUUUGUUUUUAAAUGCUGUCGCGUGUGUAUUUUUUUUUUUUUUUUUUUGAUUGAUAGAGCAAUGUUUAUAAAAAUCCGCAUUUCCAUGCUAAGAGAAUUGGCUUCUUCAUGCUAGUUAACCAAGGAAAUGGCUUGUUUAUGGAGUUGAGUCUUGGAAAAGUAUCCCUGUUUACAAUAUAGAUCCUGCUUGUCCAGCAAACUAGCCCAAUCCAACACAGAUCACCCGCUGAAAAUAACAACCUCGUAUUUUUGUAUUAACUUCAUCCUGGUUCAUCAACAGUAACCUAAGAUGAUUUGAAGGAAGUUUCAUUAACACCAGAACAACUCAUGCAUUGAUAAUUCAAAAUAAAAUAUUUAAUUGACUUGUACGUGUACUGACAGGAUAAGAAAUACACUCCACAUGACAUGUUUUUCUAUAAUUAUCUGUCUUAUUUUUCUGUGGUCCAUGUUGAGUCUGGUAUGAUGCCAAACAACAAUCGUUUCAAGGGGAUUCCUAUAUUUUUUCCCAUGCUAGAUGUUUUAUUUUUUUUCUGAAAAUUUUUAAAAUGAUUAUUCUUUUGGGGUCACUAAAACAAAAUAAUGCUUGUUUUCAAUUAUUUAUUUUGUAGUCAUGAUUUAUUGAUUCUUAUUUUCAUUAAUGCCACGUUAAUUCAGUGCAGGAUUUCUUUCUUUAACAGAAUGCCAACAAUUUUAUUCACGUCUGGAUGUCUGUAUCUGCACCUAAAUUUAAAUUGAUUUUCCUUGUACAAUCAUUGUGCAACACAGUCUUGCUGGAAGUUUUUUUUUUUUUUUUUUUACUGUGUUAUUGUUCUUUUUUUCCACCUCACCAUUAAGGGUUGGGAUGCAAAGGCUUUUGAAGCUAAAUGAUGCACAUUCAAGCUGAAGUCUGUCUAUGUGAGCCCCGUAACCCCAAAAGGUUUUAUUAUCUGUCUUUCAUUAUUGUUUGUUUAGAAUUUAGUACACAACAAGCUCCCAACACCCCCUCAUUCCUACUGGGCGCCUUUGCUGCAUUUUAUACCUAUUGUUUUCUCUCUCUCUCUCUCUC
Messenger RNA from Syngnathoides biaculeatus (alligator pipefish), 6530 nucleotides. RefSeq names its product leucine-rich repeat transmembrane neuronal protein 4. The record is from RefSeq and is a predicted model, not a curated record. The transcript has 3 exons. Gene Ontology annotation, molecular function: protein binding. Lineage: Eukaryota; Metazoa; Chordata; Actinopteri; Syngnathiformes; Syngnathidae. The coding region runs from base 687 to 2570 and encodes 627 amino acids.